AUGUCUAAUAAUAACAAUCUGGGUCUAUAUUUGAUCGCAUCUCCUGUCGUCUUGGUCGUAUCAUGUCUUGUAAUGGUUCUGCCAGUCAAUGCCAUCAUGCAAUGGAAACACAUGUUACAUGAUGAGGUGGAUUUCUCAAUCAACAUGUCCAACAUGGCAUCCUACAUGCAGAUGAUCCCAUCUUCUUGGUUGUUCAUUAUCGCUUCUCUCUGCACAUACAAAGCUGCAAUCAAAUACCAACUAACUUUUAAAAAGUUAUAUUACAACAUACAUCAGGCUUAUUCAGGCCUAGAAUUUAAUUUCACCGGCGCCACUAAUAAUAAAAUGCCUGGUAGCUUUGCAUCAUUAGCACAACCUGCUACGGCAGCCACUGCCAUUACCACCACCAUCACCAGCACCACCAGCACUAGAAAGCAGCAUCACAAAAAAACAUCCCGUUCAUGUCAUCAUCAAAAACCUAGAAAACGUACUUUGGAAGCCAAGCCUGUUUCCACCACUGUGCCACAGAUCACUCGCACAAAAAUCAAGGCCCUGGAUCGUACUCCAGAGGCAUCAGCCUGCGAGUCUGAGUGGGUUGUUUAUGAAAGCAAGAAAGCCAAGAGAUCCUCUCUGCCUACCUUGUCUAAAACUGCCACUCUUCCUGCAUCACCUAAACAGCGCCGCUAUUCUUUGGAGGCUCCUCUUAGUGCUGCCAACGAUUCUUGUGCUACUGAUACCUGCGACCAAGACCAGAUAAAUGCUACUAAUUUGGAAAAAAGAAAGAGAUUGCAAAUUAAAUCUUUGUUGCCACUUCGUCGACCACUAGACUGCCAUGAAGAGGAAGACACCUGUGAUAUACCUCAUCUUAGCGAUAAUGAUACUGAUAGUCAAGCAUCUGUCGAGUCCCCUCGUUUGCGUUCAAGGGAUCUACCUUGCGUUCAGCAACAACCAAGCUAUUAUUCACCUUUUUCCACUGGCUUUGAUUUCGGUGUACCAUCAAUCCUUCUUGAAAGCAAGGAUGAAACAAAAUUCUAUCCUGGUCGUCUGAAUGAAUACCUGGCACCUCAAGCACCACAUAGCAGGAUCCCUUCUGUGGAAAACAUUUCCAGUUAUACCCCUCCUGCUAUCAACAGCAAAGCCUACAACCUUUUAAAACUGCUGAAUCCAUCAAAUGAUCAGAUUGAAACCACAAUUACGCCAGCAGCAUUCAAAUAUUUUGAUGAAAUGUUGAUCUCCAAUUCACUGUGUAAAUACCAAAAGGAAGAUGAGGUAUUUCUCAAGAAUAAAAGACAAUGGAACAGUUUUGCCCGUUAA
Messenger RNA from Mucor velutinosus, 1293 nucleotides. RefSeq names its product glutamate--ammonia ligase. The record is from RefSeq and is a predicted model, not a curated record. NCBI's taxonomy places the organism in Eukaryota, Fungi, Mucoromycota, Mucoromycetes, Mucorales, Mucoraceae. The transcript has 2 exons. Bases 1 to 1293 code for a protein of 430 amino acids.